Messenger RNA from Uloborus diversus, 3333 nucleotides. RefSeq names its product protein madd-4-like. The record is from RefSeq and is a predicted model, not a curated record. The transcript is spliced from 19 exons. Gene Ontology annotation, molecular function: metalloendopeptidase activity. Gene Ontology annotation, cellular component: extracellular matrix. Bases 1 to 3333 code for a protein of 1110 amino acids. Gene Ontology annotation, biological process: extracellular matrix organization. NCBI's taxonomy places the organism in Eukaryota, Metazoa, Arthropoda, Arachnida, Araneae, Uloboridae.
AUGGCUGCUGUGGGAGGAGCUCCACUUAGCGAAGGUUACCAGAUGUCUCGUCCUACCUGUCUGAAUAAAGCGAAUGAGAAAGAAGUGGACGAACGGCUGUGCGACGUCGCGGCCAGACCCCUCCCGCAAAUCAAAGAAUGCAACCCCCACAAGUGUCCACCAAUGUGGGUGACUGACAGCUGGAGUCCGUGCUCGUCUUCGUGCGGCGGCGGCAGCCAAUCCCGGCAAGUGCACUGCGCCCAAUCCGGGACGGACGGACUGCGCGUGCCCGUUGCGGCCGAGCAUUGUCAGGCGAGGCAGAAGCCGCUGACGGAGCGGCCCUGCAACCUGGCCCCCUGCCCCCGGUGGGUCGCCGGCCCCUGGUCCGGGUGUUCUGUGACGUGUGGCCAGGGCCAGAAGAGUCGGUCCGCGGCCUGCCGGGACGCAAUGGACCAGCACAGCGAGGACUGCGACAUCGAGGCCAUGCCCGCCACCAGGAUCGGCUGCGACAGUGGACUCGUCUGCGCACCCUCCGAAGACCCUGGGACGUACCUCUCGUCUGAUAUUUUCAAAAUGUCUCAGGAAGACGGCCCGCCCCUCGGAGCGCUGGCGAAACCCGUUAAGCCUAAAAAGAAUGCCAUAUCUACACAACCCAGUUACGUGGUCGGCGAUUGGGGGCCCUGCAGUGUCACGUGUGGUCGAGGGCUGCAGACCAGGACCGUCGAGUGCAAGAUCCUGCUGGACUUCUCCAGGACGGUGGCCACCAUCAAGGACCACGAGUGCCCUAUUCUGCGUCCGCCGAACGUGAAGAGCUGCUACCCGCGGCCCUGCUCCUUCGACCUGGGCGGGAAGGACGGGCCGGGCCGGAGGGCCAAGGGGCAGGCCGUGGGCAUCGAGGUCACCUACUCCUGGAAGGACAAAGGGUUCACGCCCUGCAGCGCCUCCUGCCUCGGAGGGACGCGGGAGUCUGUGAUCCAGUGCUUGCGUGACCACGACCAGGCCGUCGUGAAGCCCUCGCUGUGCGACAUCACCCUCAAGCCUGACGCCAUCACGCAAACCUGCAAUGACAUGCCCUGCCCACCCAAGUGGAACGUGACGGACUACGGACCGUGCUCGAAGCCGUGCGGGGGCGGCCUCAUGCGUCGGAAAGUGCAGUGCCUCCACGAGAUGAUCCGGGGCGCAGACAACACGCUGGUGGUGGAAGCCAACAAGUGCCCGCCCCCCAAGCCGCAGGAAGAGAUGUUCUGCAACGUCUUCGACUGCCCCUACCACUGGAAGGCGGACCCCUGGUCCAAGUGUUCGAAGAGCUGCAACGGCGGCUACAAGACGCGCAAGAUCCACUGCAUGAAAGAGAUGGCGUUCGGCCAGGUCCUGGAGUUCGCGCCCUCGGACUGCGCCAAGAUCCGGCAACCCAAGAUCCGGAAGCCCUGCAACGCGAAGCCCUGCCCGACGGACGAGAGCGCGUCCCCGAGGGGGGGCAGCACCUACGUUCAGCAACACCCCCAGCGGCGGGUGUUCCUAAAGGUGGGGGGCACGGCCGUCGUCUUCGCGGAGACCAACCUCAAGAUCAGGUGUCCGAGCAGGAACCACAACAAGACGAACGUGGCCUGGUACAAAGACGACCAACCGGUGGAGUUCGGCAAGCGAAUGAAGAUAUCACUGAAGGGGGCCCUCCGGAUCCGGCGCGUCUCGGUCCGGGACUCCGGCAAGUACAGCUGCGUAUCCGGCUUCGCCCGUGCGGACAUUCACAUCACGGUCAAGCCGCUGCCCGUGGAGGAACGGACGGUCGAGAACCUGAGGCCGCCAUCAACAGGCGGCAAGGGGGUGGACCGGACCAUGGAGGAGAAGCUGAGUCACGAGAACAGGCGUCCCGGCAUCCCCUUCGUCUACCCCAAGCCGAAGGUGACGCAGAAACCCAGGACAGCGGACAACAGUGCGCAGGACACCUUCGAGGACAACCGGCGGCAGUACCACUACAAGACGAACGUUCACAGGAACCAGGACAGCCACCAGAAUUUCGGUCACAAAGGAAAACCCUCUUCAACCGAAGACACCAUUGUGGAAUUCAGUACUCUCGGACGAGUCCCGCUAUACAUUCAGGCCCGACAGACGACCAAGCCGCUGCCCAUUCCAGUACCCACCGAAAAAAUUCCCAUCAAGACUUCCCUAGAUUCAGAUGAACUUCUCCCGAACAGGGACUUCGAGAAGAGCUGGCAGAAGUUGAAGACCAAGGUGCACUCGACUUCGGAGGAAAAGUCCCCCAAUCAGGUGCUGCCACCGCCGAGGUACGGGGACACCUUCAAGCAGACCUACGACGGCUCGCUAUUGGCCAAGAAGAAGCCCAAGGAGGUGUGGCACAAGAACGACGGAGACCUGUUCUCGGACCAGGAGGAGCUCAACGUCGGAACCCCCCACGGGGGGAAGGGCUUCCCCGGCAACCCCGCCCACUCUGGCGCUUCCAGCACCCACGGCUCCUCCCACAUCAAGAACCUGCUGAUGAACCUGCCCACCCUGGGCACGACCAGGGGAGGCCUGAGCGACGACUACGACCCGGAGAUCGCAGACGACGAGAACGACGACGAGGGCGACCACCACCCCACCAAGAUGGCGUCCAACAGCUUCGUCCUGGGCAGGGGCAGCGCGGAGAACCUCCAGUUCGACUGGGUCAUCACGGAUUGGUCCGAGUGCUCGCAGACUUGCGGGGGAAACGGAUUCCAGGUGCGUGCGGCGCAGUGUCUGGUGCGGCUGAACAACGUGUCGCGGAGUGUGGACGGCAGCCUGUGCGAAGACGCGGGGCUCUCGGUCCCCACCACCCUCCAGAGCUGCGGUCACGAGGACUGCCCGCACUGGGAGACGGAGCCAUGGUCACAGUGCCUGGAGACGCAGUGCUUCCGGUGGCAGUAUUCGUAUGAGCGGCGUGCCGUUCUGUGCCGCGCCCCCAACGGCACAGACCUCCCCCCACGCCACUGCGACGAGAAGACGCGGCCGAGGCGGAAGAGGGAGUGCUAUAACUCGAAGUGCACGGCCGAGUGGCGGGUCACCGAAUGGUCGCAGUGCACGGCGGCCUGUGGACGUCCCGGAUUCCAGAGCCGGAUCCUGCAGUGUGUGUGGCACGGAGGCACCCGACCGGCCGGAAACGCCUGCCGCGACCAGCAGCGGCCCCUCGUCAUGCGGCCCUGCAGAGGAAAGCCCUGCCAGUCGAGCGACAGCCACUGCACUGACCGUUCGAGUUACUGCAGCUUAGCAAGAACCUUACACUUGUGUCGUCUCAGUCGCUACCAUCUCCAGUGUUGUGACUCGUGCAGAUACAGGGGGAGGAGGCAGCCCCCGUCCACAGACGAUUCCACACUCUGA